CUCCCACUAACGUUUGUUUACGGAGUAUACGGAGACAAAAGAGCAAGAGGACCACUAAAAUUAAAAAAAUUAUCGCUUCAAAACUCGUAGGUUAUUUGAAAAAUUACGGGACUGAGAUUCCUGCGCCCAUGGCACCUUGCAGAAAGUUUGUCCUUUGACUAAAAAAUCUUUUAAAGUCCUGGCGUUUCUGCAAGUUCAACAAGUCAGCAAAAUGCCUCUUGGGCAACCAAACGUUGACAAGAUUGCUAAGGCUUGCAGUAGUAUCAAUUUGACUAAAGCCGCAAAAUACCAUAUGAAACCACUUAAUGGUCUGGAUAUUCUUGUAUGUGGAAACUGUUUGGAAGUUUUCCAUCUUUUAGUUGAUAUCCAAAAGCACAAGCAACGAGGAAACUGUGUUCCGCCUGAGACGGAUCCAUCAAAAUUUAAUCCCACAGCCGAUGUCUGGGCUUUCAUGCUGUGGAAAAAUUCACCUGAGUGCAAAAAGAUGAAAUUUAGGAAUGCUGGAGAAAAUUCUGUUUUGUGGAAAAAAUGGCAAGAACUUCCAGGAAGUAUUAAAGAAGCUUGGAAAAUUGCAGGGAACAUUCUCUUUGACAUGAACUGGAUCCACAAGUCUAAAGAUGAGGGACCAUCAGCAGAUCAUUUUGAGGAACUCUUUACCCAGCAGUUAGGUAGCGCAGCUGAAACUGAUCCACUUGCAAAUGUAUCCACCGAAAAUCCAUUACUUGCCGUAGAAAGGAUUCAGACUUCAAGGCGUGGGCGCAAAAAGCAGUUAGAGAGUAUUAACUCUCCACCAGAGAGCAUCAGUCGGACACCUCAAAAAGUCGUGAACAAGAAAAUUGACAAAAAAAGCAAAUCGCUUGUAUAUCUUGUCAACUGGGUAGGAUUACCAGAAGCACAGUCGUCUUGGGAGUCUGAAGAAAGUCUAGAAGGCUACAAACAUUUGAUCCAGCAAUUUGAGGAGAAUUUGGCAUCCCCGUCUAGGCCUUGCCGUUCAAGCAAACAGAAGGCACUGAACAAAGUAAAGGAAUGGACUUUAAAGAAAACUGAUGCUCAGAUUGACGAAGAAUUUCUGAAAGCUGAAUUGGGAGAGGAAGAUGAGGAAGACAGUGGCGAUGCGUCUGAUGAUGAAUUUAGGCCUGAUGAUGUCGGUGGCUCUCCUGAAGGGGGAUCAACAAGUUCAUCCUCAGAGGAGAUAGGAGAUGAAUCGGACUCGCUAGAGGAGAAACCCCGUGUCUUUGGGAAAAAGAGGAAAUCCUCCAUGAAGCCCAGUUUUCUGAAAAAGCAAAGAAAGGUUUUACAGCAAGGGACUCCUUCUGAUGACAGAAUUCUCCAUGUCAGCAACUGUUAUCGCUCCAUUCGAGUGAAUGCUAAUGCCCUCACCAAAGUAAAGCCCGGAAUCCACGAAAUCAAAGAAAGCUCAUCCCUUCUGUUACUGGCCCCAAUGCUAUGCAAGAACAAGCCAAAAGAAGAGCAGCCAGGCCUUGUCAUCAUUACUAACAAUAUUUUGAGGAACAGGCCGGGAAUCCGGAAGAGGCAAGGUCUCAAGCUGUUCGAGGAUGCUCCACAAAAACAUUUCUGCCAAGAGCUGCCCGAAAAAACAGAAAUCAAGUUGAAACCAAAACCUGUGACAAGCGUCAUCAAAAUAUUGAGUGCAAAAACAUCCCCUGCUCCAAUUUCCAAGGUUUUUGUUCCUGCUAAAAUUAAUGUGGGGAAAACACCAAAUAAGAUUCACUCCACAAUACUGCCUCAUGUAUCUGCUGAAUCUCCUGUGUUGACCAAAAGUCCACUUCCUAAACUGUUGCAAAAAAAAAUUGCACCGACUCCGACAGCUCAGCCUUCUCAACAGCCUUCUCAAACCCCAAAAGUUGUCAGGAAAGCUGUACAGAAAAGACCAAGGGUCCUCAUUGCAUCAGAGCUACCUAAAGGCAGCAAAACUCCAACAGAUGUAAAAAAAUUGCCAAAAAAGCAGCCCAUAUCUUCUGCUGAAUUAGCUCAACAUAAAUCGGAUCAGUCUAGUGGACCCCAGCACGUGGAGAUUCCUAAAGGUGUCGACCCAGGUGCAUUAGAGGUGCCUGCGGGAAUGCAGUUGAUGGUUUCAGACAAUGGCGAGUACUAUCUUCUGCCUCAGCAACCCGAAGGGAGCACUGUAGCUUUGGCACACGACCCCGAAUCCGGUGCUGUGCAAGUCGUUGCCAUUCCUGAGCAAGCAACCAGCGUCAACAUUCAAGCAAGUCAUGAGAACACAGCAAUAGCUCCACAAGGAACUGUUGAAGUCCCAAUAAAUUCUACAGAGCAAGGAAAAUUUCUGAUUGUUAUGACCAAAGAAGGAGAAUUUGUUUUGGUUCAGACUGACCAGAACACAGCAGAAGAUAGUGGCAAUAGUGACAAACUGGUGUGUCUUUAGUGAUGCAAAAGCGAGACAAGUUAUGUGAAAAUGUGCAGUUUCAAAGUUUUAUUUUAAUGAUUAUGACAGUGUGUUUUAAAAUUAAAAUUUAUAAGUCACAUAUAUGAGAAACGUGGGUUUACAAUCAAGGGGCCUAGUCAGAUUUUGAAAUUACAUAGUGGUUGCACCCUCUAGUUGAAAAGCUCAGAUGCUUCUCGUGAGCCAACUCCUGCAGUGUUACAUAUUCUUUUUCACUUAACACAAUUGGCAAUUCCAACUGCUUCUGGUUUUUGUUGGAAAUAAAUCUCUCAAUCCUCUUUCUCAUCUGCACUUUAAAUUGCUCAUGGUCAUUCUGCAAAAAAUUUCAUCAGCUAAUAUUAGAGCAUAACAACCAAAACUUACUUCUUUGAGAGAGUGUCCAUCAGCUGAAAUAUCUUUAUUUCCUGCUCUCUGAUUUGGUGAGGCAGUUUGAAACAUGUUCUGAGCCAUCUCUUUCUCUUUAGUGGCAGAUCUGAUUU
Neocloeon triangulifer is the source of this 2901-nucleotide messenger RNA. RefSeq lists its product as uncharacterized. Lineage: Eukaryota; Metazoa; Arthropoda; Insecta; Ephemeroptera; Baetidae. The coding region runs from base 212 to 2404 and encodes 730 amino acids. The transcript is spliced from 10 exons. The record is from RefSeq and is a predicted model, not a curated record.